GUUCCUCAAUCCUUAUCAAGUAUCCUUAUCUUGACCACUAUGGUCUUAGGGGGGUGGAAAGACACUGACAACCCCAAAAUCACAGGAAAGGGGAUUGCUGAGCCAAAACUAGCUGAGCCAGAACCAAGUGACCCAGAAACAAGUCCCAAACCCAACGGUAAACGUCACAAAAAACGUGAAUACCCAGCUGCCCAACCGCAGCCCAAUAAGUCGGAACCAUUUCCAUACCCAGGGGAUGAUGACUGGCCAUGUGAUCUGGAAGACGCUACAGCCAGAAGUUCCUCCCAGAACAACGAGGAGGAAAAAAGACACGACGCACGCAUGGCUGAGAUAGCUCAACACUCAGAAUAUGAGAGAUCCCAAGAAGAAGAAGAAGCCGAGAAGAAAAAGGUUGCAGAGUUCAGAAAUCUCCAAUAUGCCUUCCUUUGGACAAGCCAAUUCUGGUCUGCAGAUAAUCGAGGUGACCAGGAUCAGAACAAGAUCGAUGAGUGGAAGACGAUGAUGGACCGGUUGACGAAGUGUGGCAUUGGAUCCAGCUAUGGCGCAGCUCUAGAUUCCAUCCGCAAGCAGGACUGGUCCUCUGCUAGCACAUCUGUUGAAUCGGUGAAGAACGGACUCGACGAACACUGUCGUGGAAAGAGUUUCACGGUUAUACAGAGCAUCAUGGGGAAGCUUUCACAAGAAAUCGAAAAAUGUAGGACGGAAAUGAGUAACAACGGCAAGGAGGGCACGGAGAGCAAGGAGGAAGAGAAGGAAGGUAGAGAAGGUGAAAGGGGGAAAGAGGGCAAUGGAGACCACGGAGGAAACAAGGGUGAGCAGUUACAAGCUGAGAUCAAAGGGUAUUUGAAACAACUACGAAAAUAGCACAAAGCCAAGCGGCCGAGAACAGAGUAGGCAUCUGCUGGGGGUGGAGACGAUGAAGAAGUGGCUCUUAUAGAAGCUCAAGAAGGUGAAUUUCCUAUCCGAUACACAUAAUUUCACGUCGUUUGGCUGCU
Cladophialophora immunda is the source of this 995-nucleotide messenger RNA. RefSeq lists its product as uncharacterized. The transcript is spliced from 2 exons. The record is from RefSeq and is a predicted model, not a curated record. The coding region runs from base 40 to 864 and encodes 274 amino acids. Lineage: Eukaryota; Fungi; Ascomycota; Eurotiomycetes; Chaetothyriales; Herpotrichiellaceae.